AUGCAAGCCCUCUACCGCACAUCUACCGUUGCAUCCCGAGCAGCAGCAACAGCAGCCACGGCAGCCCCCACGAGAAUCGCAUCCAUACAGAGGCACCUCUCCUCGACAGCCCGCAUCAUGGCUCCCAUCACCAAGGAGACCGACUUCCUCGUCAUCGGCGGCGGCAGCGGCGGCCUCGGAGCGGCGCGCAAGGCCAGCGGGCAGUUUGGCGUAAAGGCCAUGAUCGUCGAGGGUUCGAGGUUGGGAGGAACCUGCGUAAACGUUGGCUGCGUCCCCAAAAAGGUCACCUUCAACGCCGCCGCCAUCGCCGAGACGAUCCACCAGGCCAAGUCGUACGGCUUCUCCGUCUCCGAGACGGCCCCCUUCGACUGGACGACCUUCAAGAACAAGCGCGACGCCUACAUCAAGCGCCUCAACGGCAUCUACGAGCGCAACCUCAACAACGACAAGGUCGAGUACCUCCACGGCUGGGCCCGCCUGACCGGCAAGAACGAGGCCGAGGUCACCCUCGACGACGGCUCCAAGGCCACCGUCAAGGCCAAGAAGAUCCUCAUCGCCGUCGGCGGCAACCCCACCAUCCCCCCCGAGAUCCCGGGCGCCGAGCUCGGCACCAACUCGGACGGCUUCUUCGACAUCGACGUCCAGCCCAAGAAGGUCGCCCUCGUCGGCGCCGGCUACAUCGCCGUUGAGUUCGCCGGCAUGUUCAACGCCCUCGGCACCGAGACCCACCUCUUCAUCCGCCACGACACGUUCCUGCGCAACUUCGACCCCAUGAUCCAGGAGACCGUCACCGAGGAGUACGAGCGCCUCGGCGUCAACCUGCACAAGCGUUCCCAGCCCACCAAGGUCGAGAAGGACGCCCAGGGCAAGCUCACAAUCACCUACAAGGACGCCGACGGCAAGGAGACCUCCGAGGGCGGCUUCGACCACCUCAUCUGGGCCAUUGGCCGCACGCCCGCGACUAAGGACCUCGGUGUCGAGACCGCCGGCCUCAAGACGAACGAGAAGGGCUACAUCCCCGUCGACGACUACCAGAACACUAGCGUCGAGAACGUCUACGCCCUCGGUGACGUCACCGGCAAGGUCGAGCUGACCCCCGUCGCCAUCGCUGCGGGACGUCGUCUGGCGGAGCGUCUGUUCGGAGGCCCCGAGUACAAGGAUGCGCACCUCGACUACUCCAACAUUCCCUCCGUCGUGUUCUCCCAUCCCGAGGUUGGCAGCAUCGGCCUGACGGAGCCUGAGGCCGUUGAGAAGUACGGCAAGGACAACAUCAAGAUCUACAAGACCAAUUUUACCGCCAUGUACUACGCCAUGAUGGAGCCCGAGGAGAAGGGACCCACCGCUUACAAGCUUGUCUGCGCCGGCCCCGAGGAGAAAGUUGUUGGUCUGCACAUUGCCGGCCUCGGCAGCGGAGAGAUGCUGCAAGGUUUCGGUGUCGCUGUCAAGAUGGGCGCCACCAAGAAGGAUUUCGACAGCUGUGUGGCCAUCCACCCCACCAGCGCUGAGGAGCUGGUUACUCUGAAAUAG
This is a messenger RNA of Colletotrichum gloeosporioides, 1527 nucleotides long. Its product is annotated as Glutathione reductase. Bases 1 to 1527 code for a protein of 508 amino acids. Gene Ontology annotation, cellular component: mitochondrion; cytosol. The record is from RefSeq and is a predicted model, not a curated record. NCBI's taxonomy places the organism in Eukaryota, Fungi, Ascomycota, Sordariomycetes, Glomerellales, Glomerellaceae. The transcript has 2 exons. Gene Ontology annotation, molecular function: NADP binding; flavin adenine dinucleotide binding; glutathione-disulfide reductase (NADPH) activity. Gene Ontology annotation, biological process: cellular response to oxidative stress; glutathione metabolic process; cell redox homeostasis.